AUGUCCACCGUCCUCUCUGAGCUUUCCGCUGUUCGUGACGCUAUCAAAAAGGAGCAACCCUUCUGCACUAGUACCUACCCUUUGACCGACAACGGUGGACCGCUUUUUUUUCUCACUGACGGCGGCGAGGGCGCGCAAUAUAUAGAUCUCGCCAACGCGGAUGAUCUCAAACUCCAAACUCUGGUAGGAGCCUGCGAGCGAGCCGCUUUCGGCCUCGACAACAAAGACGUUUUGGAUGAAACCUAUCGAAAAGCAUGGAAGAUGGAUAGUUCAAAUUUCUUGACGCGUCUUGAUGUCGUCAACGCAGGGAUCAUGGACCACGUUUGCGCCAAGCUCGUGCAAAAUACGGAAAGGAAAGUUCGGUCGGAGAUCUAUAAACUGAACGUCUACGGUCCCGGAUCGUUCUUCAAAGCGCACAAGGACACGCCACGCAGUGAGAACAUGUUUGCCUCCCUGGUUGUCGUUUUCCCCACUCGCCACGAAGGAGGAGCCCUUCAUUUUCGUCACAAGGGUGAGGAAUGGACCUUUGAUUCUGCAACCAUAACUUCUGCCCAAGAAAUUCCGUCGAUCGCCUAUGUUGCGUUUUAUAGCGAUGUCGAGCACGAAGUUUCCAUGGUCACCUCUGGCCAUCGUGUCACCUUGACUUACAACCUCUAUUACGACGACACCACAUCUGUUACCUCCAACGAUUGGAUUAAAGAAGACGAAGCGGCUCUCCGCGAGUCUCUAUCCUCCUUGCUACAGAAUCCCGAUGUACUCCCACGUGGCGGUUAUCUCGGUUUUGGACUCGACUUUAUGUACCCGACUGCAGCGGAAACUAAACUAAAGGACCUCAUAAACUCCCUCAAAGGCAGCGACGCCAUGAUCAAACGCGUUUUGGAACAGCUCAGUCUCAAUCCCAAGCUGACGGUCAUAUAUAAAGCGUCAGAAAAAGGAUACGAGACGGUUGAGGAGGACGGGCGCACAAAGUAUCGGCGUACGAUCACAAUCACUCAUGUCAUGUUGGACGAGAUGGAUCGGUUUCCGGAUUGGCAGAUCGAGGAAGGAAUUGUGGACGCGUUAUUGGGUGUGGGCGGGGUAGCGAUCUGUGAUGCAGAUGAAGAAAGUACAUCCAGCGACGACGGCAAUCGUAGGAGCCGCAUCAAAGCCAAGAAAGUUUUGUGGAUCACACCUCUUACAUCGUUCUCCCGCGUCAAAACGUCCUACAUCGCCUAUGGCAAUCAGGCAUCGCUCGGUUACAGUUAUGGAAACCUUUGCCUCGUCGUGAAGAAAGCGGGGCCGGAUUUUGAUGAGAAGAAGCAGGCGGGCAAAAGAAGGCGGGUGAUUUGA
Messenger RNA from Laccaria bicolor S238N-H82, 1329 nucleotides. RefSeq lists its product as uncharacterized. Bases 1 to 1329 code for a protein of 442 amino acids. The record is from RefSeq and is a predicted model, not a curated record. NCBI's taxonomy places the organism in Eukaryota, Fungi, Basidiomycota, Agaricomycetes, Agaricales, Hydnangiaceae. The transcript has 3 exons.